This is a messenger RNA of Paramecium primaurelia, 4849 nucleotides long. NCBI's taxonomy places the organism in Eukaryota, Ciliophora, Oligohymenophorea, Peniculida, Parameciidae. The record is from the annotation of a GenBank genome assembly.
AUGAACUGCCCUAUUCAAUAGAGAGAAGAUUUAUAUGAGUUGUUGGCUUUAUCAAAAGAUAUUGAUGAAUAUAUAUUCAGUGAUAUAAUGAAAAUGUUUAAAAAAGAGAAAAUAAAAGAUGUAUUAGGAUUUCUCACAAAUGAUGAAAAUCAGAAAAAUUUUGAAGUUUAUCUAUUCCAAGUAGAGAAUAGUGCACUAGUUGAUAAAGAAUAAAAGUAGGAUGUCAUUAAUAUUAUAACUAAUAUUAUGAAAUAAAUUAAAGAUCACGACUUUAAUAAGAAUAAUUAUUCCGAUAAAGCCUAUUUUGAAAUUAGAUAAGAUUUAAUAUAAAAAUUAAAAAGUGAAAAAAAAAUUAUAUCCUUUUUAAAAUUUUUAGUUUUACUUACAGCCAUAGAAGGCAGAUUAGUCUAGUGUGGAUCAAAUUCACUAAAUUUAUUAAUUAUGAUGUAGGUUGAUUUAACUAAUUAAUAAUUUGAAAGCAUUAAGAUUAAAAAUACCUCUUUAGCUGGAGCUAAUUUUAGAGGAUGCAAUUUAAGUAGAUCAGAAUUUGAAAAUGUAAAUAUAAGUGGAAUGAAUUUAAGUUAAGCUAAAUUAUUAUAUUGUAAUUGGAUAAAUUUAAGAAUAUAGGAAUUGCAUCAAUUAAAUGGCCAUUGUGAUGGAGUUUAAUAAGUUUGCUUCUCUCCUGAUGGUAACACAUUAGCUUCUGGAAGCGAUGAUUAAUCUAUCUGUUUAUGGGAUUUGUAGAGAGGAAUAAUAAAAUGUGAAUUAUAUGGUCAUAAUGAAACUGUCACAUCGAUUUGUUUCUCUCCUGAAGGUUAUAUAUUAGCAACUUGUAGUAUAGAUAGAUCAAUCUGCUUAUGGGAUGUUAAAACUACAUAAUAAAUAUCUAGACUGUAUGGCCAUCAUAGUAACAUCCUUUCAAUAUGUUUUUCUCCUAUAGAUUCUACAUUAGCAUCUUGUAGCAAAGACAACUCUAUCCUUAUAUGGGAUAUUAAAACAAGAAAAAAGAAAUUAAAAUUAGAAGGUCAUAGUAGUGGAAUCCUAUCAAUAUGCUUUUCUCCUGAUGGCACUAUAAUAGCCUCUGGUAGCGAGGAUAACUCUAUCCGUAUAUGGAAUGUUAAAUCAGGACAAUAAAAAUAAAAAUUGGAUGGUCAUACUGGUUUUGUUUAUUCAGUAUGCUUCUCUCCUAAUGGCUACCUAUUAGCAUCUGGUAGUAAAGAUAAGUCUAUCCGUUUAUGGGAANAAACUUUGGUCCUCAUUUAAAGAAAUCCAAAAAAUAAAAUGCUUUUAAUUAGUGAUAUAAUAAUGAAAAAAGUAAUAGAAAUUCAAUAUUAAUUAAAAAAAAAACAAAUGAACUGCCCUAUUCAAUAGAGAGAAGAUUUAUAUGAGUUGUUGGCUUUAUCAAAAGAUAUUGAUGAAUAUAUAUUCAGUGAUAUAAUGAAAAUGUUUAAAAAAGAGAAAAUAAAAGAUGUAUUAGGAUUUCUCACAAAUGAUGAAAAUCAGAAAAAUUUUGAAGUUUAUCUAUUCCAAGUAGAGAAUAGUGCACUAGUUGAUAAAGAAUAAAAGUAGGAUGUCAUUAAUAUUAUAACUAAUAUUAUGAAAUAAAUUAAAGAUCACGACUUUAAUAAGAAUAAUUAUUCCGAUAAAGCCUAUUUUGAAAUUAGAUAAGAUUUAAUAUAAAAAUUAAAAAGUGAAAAAAAAAUUAUAUCCUUUUUAAAAUUUUUAGUUUUACUUACAGCCAUAGAAGGCAGAUUAGUCUAGUGUGGAUCAAAUUCACUAAAUUUAUUAAUUAUGAUGUAGGUUGAUUUAACUAAUUAAUAAUUUGAAAGCAUUAAGAUUAAAAAUACCUCUUUAGCUGGAGCUAAUUUUAGAGGAUGCAAUUUAAGUAGAUCAGAAUUUGAAAAUGUAAAUAUAAGUGGAAUGAAUUUAAGUUAAGCUAAAUUAUUAUAUUGUAAUUGGAUAAAUUUAAGAAUAUAGGAAUUGCAUCAAUUAAAUGGCCAUUGUGAUGGAGUUUAAUAAGUUUGCUUCUCUCCUGAUGGUAACACAUUAGCUUCUGGAAGCGAUGAUUAAUCUAUCUGUUUAUGGGAUUUGUAGAGAGGAAUAAUAAAAUGUGAAUUAUAUGGUCAUAAUGAAACUGUCACAUCGAUUUGUUUCUCUCCUGAAGGUUAUAUAUUAGCAACUUGUAGUAUAGAUAGAUCAAUCUGCUUAUGGGAUGUUAAAACUACAUAAUAAAUAUCUAGACUGUAUGGCCAUCAUAGUAACAUCCUUUCAAUAUGUUUUUCUCCUAUAGAUUCUACAUUAGCAUCUUGUAGCAAAGACAACUCUAUCCUUAUAUGGGAUAUUAAAACAAGAAAAAAGAAAUUAAAAUUAGAAGGUCAUAGUAGUGGAAUCCUAUCAAUAUGCUUUUCUCCUGAUGGCACUAUAAUAGCCUCUGGUAGCGAGGAUAACUCUAUCCGUAUAUGGAAUGUUAAAUCAGGACAAUAAAAAUAAAAAUUGGAUGGUCAUACUGGUUUUGUUUAUUCAGUAUGCUUCUCUCCUAAUGGCUACCUAUUAGCAUCUGGUAGUAAAGAUAAGUCUAUCCGUUUAUGGGAAGUAAAGACAGGAUAAUAAAAAUCAAAAUUAGAGGGUCAUUCUAAUUAUGUUUAUUCAGUAUGCUUCUCUCCUAAUGGCUACCUAUUAGCAUCUGGUAGUAAAGAUAAGUCUAUCCGUUUAUGGAAAGUAAAGACAGGAUAAUAAAAAUCAAAAUUAGAGGGUCAUUCUAAUUAUGUUCAUUCAGUAUGCUUCUCUCCUAAUGGCAACACAUUAGCAUCUUGUAGUAAAGAUAAGUCUAUCCGUCUAUGGGAUGUUGAGAUGGAUAGACAAAAAUCCACAUCGAAAGGCCAUAGUUAGGAUGUUUUCUAGGUAAGUUUCUCUCCUGAUGGUAUCACAUUGGCUUCUUGUAGUCAAGAUUAGUCUAUACGUUUAUGGGAUGUUAGGACAGGAUCUUAAAAAUAAAAAUUGCUUGGGCAUUGUUGUAGUGUUUUUUCAGUUAGCUUUUCACCUGAUGGUACUAUAUUAGCUUCUGGAGAUAGAAAUAAAUGUAUCUAUCUAUGGAAUGCUGAGACAGGUGAACAAAUAUGUAUAUUGAAAGGCCAUAGUAGUCGUGUUUAUUCAGUAUGCUUCUCGCCUGAUAGUACUUUAAUAGCAUCUUGUAGUGCAGAUAAUUCUAUCUAUUUGUGGGAUGUAGAGACAAGAAAAUAGAAAUCAAAAUUAGAUGGUCAUAAUGAUCAUGUAAUAUCAAUUUGUUUCUCUCCUGAUGGUACCGCAUUAGCAUCAGGUAGUAGUGAUAACUCUAUCCGUUUAUGGGAUGUAAAGACAGGUUUAUAAAAAUAACUAUUGGCUGGACAUGAUACAAUAGUCUUAUCAGUAUGCUUCUCUCCUGAUGGUAACUCUUUAGCCUCUGGCAGUAGUGAUAAAUCUAUCUGUUUAUGGAAUGUUAAGACAGGUGAAUAACGAUAUAGAUUGAAAGGUCAUAGUAGCGAUGUUCUAUCAGUUUGCUUUUCCCCUGAUGGUACUUCAAUAGCAUCUGGCAGCGCAGAUAAUUCUAUCUAUUUGUGGGAUGUAGAGACAAGAAAAUAGAUAACAAAAUUAGUUGGUCACUGUAGUGAAAUUCAAUCAGUAUGUUUCUCUCCUGACAGUAAUACAUUAGCAUCUUGUAGUCGUGAUAACACUAUCCGCCUAUGGGAUGUAAGAACAGGAGAACAAAAGUUAAAAGGGCAUACUAAUUAUGUUUAUUCAGUAUGCUUCUCUCCUGAUGGUACUUCAAUAGCAUCAGGUGGUGCGGAUAAGUCUAUCCGUUUAUGGGAUGCUAAAACAAGAAGAUAGAAAUCAAAGCUCGAGGGUCAUAAUGAUUAUGUAAUAUCAAUAUGCUUCUCUCCAGAUGGUAGUUUAUUGGCAUCUGCUAGUAUAGAUAAGACUAUUCGUAUAUGGGAUAUUAAGAUUGGUAAAUAAAAAUUGAUGUUGGAAGGUCAUACCAAUUUUGUUUGCUCAGUAUGUUUCUCUCCUAACAGUAUUUUCAUAGCCUCUGGCAGUGCAGAUUGCUCUGUCCGUUUUUGGGAUGUUGAAUCAGGACUAUAAAAAUUGAAAUUGGAUGGUCAUAGUGAUUAUGUACAAUCAGUAUGCUUUUCACCUGAUGGUAUUUUAUUAGCUUCUGGCAGCAAUGACAAAACAAUUCGUAUUUGGGAUGUUAAGACAGGAACAUAAAAAUUUUAAUUAGAAAGUCAUACUAAUUAUAUCUAUUAGGUAUGCUUCAAUUUUGACGGUUCUAUAUUAGCCUCUGGCAGUGCAGAUUGCUCUGUUUGUUUGUGGGAUGUUAAAUCAGGACUAUAAAAAUUUUAAUUUUAUGGUCAUAGUAAUUAUGUACGAUCAGUAAGCUUUUCUCCUGAUAGUAUUUUAUUGGCAUCUGGUAGUGAUGAUAAAUCUAUUUAUUUAUGGGAUGUUCAAACAGGGCGAUUCAAAUGGAAAUUGGAUAGCCAUAGCGAUUACGUACAAUCAGUUUGCUUCUCUCCAGAUGGUACUCUAUUAGCAUCUGCUAGUGCCGAUUACUCAAUUCGUUUGUGGAAUAUUUAGAUGAUACAAUAAAGCAUUCACUCUGUAUGUUAAUCACCCUUAUAAACCAGUUACUAAUCUUAAUGUAGUAUAUUUUUAAUAAUAUUUAGCUAUUGUUUCUUUUCUUGUUAUAUCCAAAUAUCUAAACUUUGAAGCAGAAGGAGCCUUAACUUUUUAAGGAAAAUUUAUAAAUCAUUUAGGCAUUAAUAUGAAACAAUUAUUUUAAGAAAGAGGCUUGAUAUCAAGUAAAAUGGAUAUUUGA